AUAUGUGUAGCUGUGCCUCUCCUCUACUCAUAUCCCUUUAACAAAAGAGAGUGAGAGCGAGCGAGCUAGCUAGCUAGAGAACCAAAGAAAUGGCCUUGAUUUCCACUGAAAACACUUGGCUUUUCAUUUUUGGUAUCCUAGGCAACAUUUCUUCGUUCGUGGUUUUUAUGGCCCCAAUACCAACCUUUUAUCGGAUUUGGAAGAAGAAAUCAACAGAGGGAUUUCAAUCACUUCCAUAUUUGGCUGGACUCUUCAGUGCCAUGCUUUGGAUCUACUAUGCAUCCCUCAAAUCCGAUGCUUUCCUUCUCAUCACUAUCAACUCCUUUGGUUGCUUGGUCGAAACCAUUUACAUUGCCUUCUACAUCAUGUAUGCACCAAAGAAAGCUAGGAGACUGGUUAUUCGUACCAAAAGUGUGGAGUUCAUGCCUUUUCAUUUAUCUCUCUUCCUCACUGUAAGCGCAAUCACGUGGCUCUUUUAUGGCAUAUUCCUCAAGGACUUGUAUGUUGCAAUCCCGAAUAUUCUGGGAUUCAUAUUUGGGUUCCUUCAGUUGGUGCUGUAUGCAGUAUACAGGAAUAAGUCCAAGAUGGUGGUGGUAGAAGGGGCGCAGUUGCCCCAACACAGCAUUGAUAUGACUAAACUCAGCACUAUCACAUUGGCUUCAGAGGCAAAACCCAACAGCACUGACUGCAAGGGACAGAACAUGGAUCAAAGUGGGAAAAUCAAGGAGUUUUUUGACUCCAACCCAAUAAUUGCUUGUGAAGUUUAAAAAACAAGAUUUCAAGUUUUCCAGUAAAUGGAGUAGUAGAGUUGAUGGAUCAACAAUUGCACCUAGCUACUGGAUCAUGCACCCCUUUACAAGAUUAGUGUAGAGUGCUCUACAUGCAUCUCUGUCCCCUGCUGUAAUAAAUGUUGUGUAUUAAUUUCAGCUUCCUGUUUCUUUUUCUCUGUUUUGUUAAUUCUGUGGCUGUAGUAGUGUUUCUAAGUAUGUUGGCCUAGUCAGAAGUUGGCUAGGCGGAAUAACAGUUCUGGAAUAUAGUUUCAUUAAUUUC
Molecule: messenger RNA, 1050 nt
Organism: Rubroshorea leprosula
Lineage: Eukaryota; Viridiplantae; Streptophyta; Magnoliopsida; Malvales; Dipterocarpaceae
Source: the annotation of a GenBank genome assembly